GCCAUUGGUCCGCGGCGCCGUUGGCUCUCCAGGCGGUGUCCGGACGCAGGUGCCGGCCCGGAGCAGAGCGAUCGGAGCCCCUGGGACCGGCCGGGCCGGGAGCGCGCCGGCGGCGAGCGGAGGCCCCUGAGCGGCCGCCCGGCCCGGCCCCGCAUCAGCCUCCUUGGACCAUGGGCCUCGGACCCUGAGCCCCCAGAGCGCCUUGCAGUCAUGACAACGGGGGACUGUUACCACCUGCCCGGAUCCCUGUGUGACUGCUCUGGACCUCCGGCGGGCUCCAAGGUGGUGGAGGCCACGGGCCCUGGGCCGCCUCUGUAUGUGGCCCAGGUGACCGCCAGGGAUGGGCGGCUGUUGUCCAGUGUCAUCCGGGCCCUGGACACGCCCAGCGAUGGCCCGUUCUGCCGUAUCUGCCACGAGGGGGCCAAUGGGGAGAAUCUUCUGUCACCCUGUGGCUGCACGGGGACCCUGGGGGCCGUCCACCAGAGCUGUCUGGAGCGUUGGCUGUCCUCUUCCAAUACCAGCUACUGUGAGCUGUGCCACACAGAGUUCGCCGUGGAGAAGCGGCCCCGGCCCCUCACUGAGUGGCUGAAGGACCCGGGCCCCCGCACCGAGAAGCGGACACUGUGUUGUGACAUGGUCUGCUUCCUGUUCAUCACACCGCUGGCCGCCAUCUCGGGCUGGCUGUGUCUGCGGGGAGCUCAGGACCACCUCAGGCUGCAUAGCCGUCUGGAGGCCGUGGGCCUGAUUGCCCUCACCAUUGCCCUCUUCACCAUCUACGUACUCUGGACGCUGGUUUCCUUCCGGUACCAUUGCCAGCUCUAUUCAGAGUGGAAGAGAACCAACCAGAAGGUUCGCCUUAAGAUCCGGGGGGCGGAGGGUACCCAGCUGUCCCCCCUGACUGCCGAGCUCCUGAAGAAGGCGGCCGAGGAGACCCCCGUGUGACAGGCGCUGGUUGACUUAUGGCCAGACUCAUGCCCACCUCGACCCAGCCAGAGGAAGCUUCUAGAAUCUCCUACCUGCCACCAUCGCCAAGAGGCCAGACACCAGGCCCUGGGUUUCAGACGGACACGACCUUCAAGCUUCUCUGGCGAGCCACCAAGCCCCAGCCAGAGGGGAGGCAAAGACAACUUCUUCCCCUCCAAAAGAAAAAAAAAAAAAUUUAGGCUGGGAGGAUCCCCCACCCAGCUUCCUGCUGCUUCUCUGCACCCAGCCCCAUGGCAGGCUGGCUUUUGGGGGAUCCCAAGCACACACCACUUUAUAGCUGCACCGCGUGGCUGAAGCCCCACCCCACCCCACCCCAACACACACCGGUCUCCUCUCUGCCCACCCCCCCACCCCUUUUCCCGGAAUGAAUUAGGUGUGUGUCCUUUCUAACCCAAAGUGGACUUUGUCACCAGCCGUCUCGGACCCGAGGCCAGCAGAGUCCGGGGCCCAGGAGCUGGGUCUCACCCCAGUGCCGGUUUGAAGAGAUCACCCUCUGAGUAUUCCCAGAUGAAGACGUGCAGUCCAAGAUUCCCAAGUCAAAAGGCAGGGAGUCGGGGGUGAUGGAAUAAAUGUUUGUUUUUUCCUGAAA
Molecule: messenger RNA, 1573 nt
Organism: Erinaceus europaeus (western European hedgehog)
Lineage: Eukaryota; Metazoa; Chordata; Mammalia; Eulipotyphla; Erinaceidae
Gene: MARCHF2
Product: membrane associated ring-CH-type finger 2
Exons: 5
Coding region: 211-942 (243 amino acids)
Biological process (GO): protein ubiquitination
Molecular function (GO): ubiquitin-protein transferase activity; zinc ion binding
Source: RefSeq, a predicted model, not a curated record